This is a messenger RNA of Paramecium sonneborni, 285 nucleotides long. The record is from the annotation of a GenBank genome assembly. Lineage: Eukaryota; Ciliophora; Oligohymenophorea; Peniculida; Parameciidae.
AUGAAGGGCUAACAGAAACUCUAAUUGAUUCAGAUGGGAAGAAAAUUGUAAAAGGUGGAAAUCAUAAAAUUACCUUUAAGCCACUUUUAUAUAUAAAAACCUGUCAAUAACAAUUUAACGACAACUAAAAUAUAAAUAAAAAGUCAUUCAUCAGAUCCAGAAUGUGAAAUUCUAUAAUAAAAUGUUAAUUAGAAUACUGUAAAGCAAAUGAUGAGUAAAAGAAUUAAGAUUAAAAAAAUUAUACCAUAAAUUAGUAAUGAAUCAAAAUGUUGUAUUAUAUUCUGA